AUGGAUUGUGCAAAUAUUAUAGCUUGGAAUGUGAGAGGAGCUAGAAAUAAGCUGGCUCGGGUGCAUCUGAAACAAUUGGUAAAUAAUUUUUAUCCAUACAUUUUUAUCAUUUUAGAGACUCAUUGUGCUUUCCAAAAGGUGGCUGUCUUUUGGAAUAGAUUAGGUUAUAUUCCUAUUCAUAUUGAAGAAGCUCAGGGGCAUAGUGGAGGUAUUUGGGCGCUCUCUGCAUGGCCCAGAGUAUCAUGCAAUGUUGUGGCAGCGAGUUCGCAAGUGGUGUGUAUUGAGUUUUCGAAUGGCGGUUUCUCUUGGAUCUGUGCAGUGAUUUAUGCAAGUCCCGUUCCUAGUAUAAGGGAAGAAGCUUGGAGGGUUUUGACAGAUUUUUCCAGAAAUUAUUCAGGUCCUUUAUUAGCUAUUGGGGAUUUUAAUGAGAUCCUUCUUUCAUCUGAGGUUAAAGGUGGAAACUUUGUCUCUCGCAGGGCAAAGCGGUUUCGAGCUCUCCUAUAUGAAUGUGUUUUGGUUGAUUUGGGAGCUCAUGGAUCUUUGUACACUUGGUUCAGACAUAUGCAGGGUAAUCGGUUCAUCUCGAAGAGGCUGGACAGGGCUGUGGCUACUGAUGCUUGGUGUUUUCAUUUUCCGGAAACCUAUGUCGAGAAUUUGGCAAGGAUGCAUUCUGACCACUGUCCCAUUAUGGUGCGAUGUCAAGGUAAUGAUAGAAGAGUUGGGGUAAAACCUUUUCGUUUUCAAGUAGCUUGGUCUUAUCACCCAAGUUUUUCGUCGGUGGUCAGGGGUGCUUGGGACAAGGGUAGAUCCAAUCCUAUUUGUUGCCUUUCUCAGGUCAGAGAUGAUGCUUUGGCCUUUAACCGAGAUGUCUUUGGGAAUAUUUUUAAAAGAAAGAGGGAAUUAGAAAGGCGUGUGACCAGUAUCCAACAGAAAAUGGAGAGAGUUGAUGCUUUAUCCCUUAUACAGGAAGAAAGGGAGUUACAGGCUGAAUAUAAACAGGUAGACCUUGAUGUGAUGGGGGAUCCGGAAUUACCUUCUUUAUCUCGUGAGGCUAUUGAAAGUCUCACAAGAGAUGUUUCUAAAGAAGAGGUUAGGAAGAUGAUUAUGGGCAUAAACUAUUUUAAGGCCCCAGGUACUGAUGGUUUUCAGGCUUUUUUCUUCAAGAAAUAUUGGGAAGUGGUUGGUACAGAGGUAUGGGAACUUGUUAAGAAGGCUUUCGCUGGGUUUGAUCUGGAUAGUGCUCUGUUUGACACUUUGGUGGUGCUGAUUCCUAAAGUUGAUAACCCGUCUCGCAUGAAAGAGUUUCGUCCUAUCAACCUCUGUAAUGUCAUCUAA
Molecule: messenger RNA, 1335 nt
Organism: Arachis duranensis
Lineage: Eukaryota; Viridiplantae; Streptophyta; Magnoliopsida; Fabales; Fabaceae
Exons: 2
Coding region: 1-1335 (444 amino acids)
Molecular function (GO): catalytic activity
Source: RefSeq, a predicted model, not a curated record